AUUGAAUGAAAUACUUUGUAAUACAAGAUGUGUGAGCAAACGGAAAUCAAUUAUUUGGAUGGAGAUGUCGUUUGGGUUAAAUUAGGAGCUUGUUGGUGGCCUGGUCGAGUUAUCGGGCUGGAUAAUUUACCUGAAGACAUACAAACUGAAUUGAAAAAGAAGCCAUUGAUAGCUGCAGUAAAGUUUUUUCAAGAAGACACCUAUGAAUUUGUCAAAAAUUAUCAUCAGAUCUACAAGUAUAAUUGUACGCUUAAAGAUGAAUUUAUCAAAAAGGGUAUGGAUAAAUACAGGAUCAAGAGUAAAGAUGGCACCAGUUAUAUGGACAAAUUCCCAGGUGAUGUGGAGAUGGCAGAGAAGUUAACAGGAGGAGAUCCUGAUAUAUUGAACCAGGAGAAAUUUUGUCCUGAAGAGAAACCGGAUAUCUCCGCUCUGUUUGGUGAGAAGAAAAUUCCAAAGAGAAAACGCGAUCGCGAAGAAGCACAUAGGCGCUCGGCCGAUGGUUCAGAGAUUGCGAGGAAGAUCACACAUCCACGUUUUUUACGUGGGGAGAGCGAUCACGAGGUCCGAAUUCGUCAACAACCCAAUAGUUUACCGUCGACUCCAACUAAUGCAGGUUCUCCGGUAUAUCGUUGUCAUUUCUGUAACUUCACUUCUUCACGUGUCAACGUCAUCAUUUGUCAUAUAAAAAGUCACCGGUCCGAUGACUCGCCAAUGCCACGAUUGAAUAUGAAAACGUAUUCUCAGUCGCGUGGUAGGAUUUCUGAAACCAGUACACCGAAACGAAAGUACGUGAAGAAAGAGAAGAGUCCAUCGAGUAAGAAGAAGACCGAGAAUAGGCAGGAAUCUGUUAAACGGAAACACUCGAAACAGACUGAGAAAUCCAAUAAGAAAAAGAAGAGCGAUCCGGAAUUGCGGGAAAAGUUGUUGGCCGAUUGGGAUGAUGAAUCAGAUGAGGAAAUAAAUGUUGAUAUAAAUAAUUCCCUAAAUAAUAGAUUAAGUACUGACUCCUUGUCCACAAAGAAUCAGUCGAGCUUCGAUGAUGGCAAGGAGCACUACGGUGAUGACAAGGAUGUUGCAUCUGUGGGGAAUAGUGAAAUUCUGGCAGAAACGGAGAAACUACUUAAGGAAACUGAUCAGUUAACUUCGAUAUACAUGAUGCAGGAUUCAUUGGAUAGCUUGCAUGCUUCAAGGAAUAUCCAAUUUGGUUUUGACAAAAAAUCCGAUUUUGAAAAUUCUGGAAAGGAUACGAAGAUUAUUGGUAGAUCGAUUGAAACGUUAGAUAAAUCACAAAAGAGGGAUACUUUUGAUAAUGAGAGCAAACACGCUUCGGAUAAAGAUGACAAAAAGUCACGAUUAUCGUGCUUCGAUUUUGACGAGGAUGAUUUAAGCGAACCUUCUAUACCGCCUGUACGAAAGAUUCCCCGAGUUUUCGGCGAGAAGAAUUUAUCUUUGAAGAAAGAGAUUAUCAAAGAAUUUGAAAUGAGUCAAGCUCUGAAAAAUGAAAUUAAGAAGGAAGCCAACAAAAUAUCUGAAUUGGGUAAAAAUAUGGAAUUAAAAACUGACGACAUAAUCGAAAUAAUACAAGGUAGAGACUAUCGCCAAGAAAAGGAAACCAAAGUAAGUGAAAAGCUCAAUGAGAGUGUACAAGGUAAAACAGAAUUGAACCAAUCUGAUGAAGAUAUAAACGAAGAAAAAACCAAGCAAUCCGAAAAUGAUCAACAGAAGUCUAAUAUUAAAACUUGUCAAACGGAAGUAAACAAAAUUAUGGAAAUAUUUCAUGUUAAGAGAAGAGACGAUGACGAUGAUCAUUCUUCGAAUGUAAAGGAUAUUGGAAAGGCUGCAUCUAAGAUUGCGUCCAAUGUAUCAGCAGAGAGAGAUAAAAUGUCAGAAAAGGACGAUGUCAAGUCUACCGAUGAAAAUUUACCUCAGUCUGAGAAAACUGAUUCCGAGGACGUGAUCGUCGAAUCUAAUGACAACGCUUCGAUGAAAGAAGCGGACGAUACUAUGUCGGAACGAUUUACAACAGAAACGGAGGAUGAGACUGUAUCCGAAUCUGCAGAAACUGUGCCAGAACAAAGUGAAAAUUCAGAUACUGAUAUGUUAGAUCAAAGUGUUGGCAGUCUCUCGGGAAAUCGCAUCGGGCAGGUAUUAGUUAAAAGAGGAAGAGGCCGACCACGUAAGAACGCGAGAUCGACUAUUAGUGAGAGUACCAGUGCGAAUAAAAGUUCAAAGACGAAAGCUAACAGAGGCAACAAGAGAAUUCGUAUGAGCGAAAGGAUUGAAAUUGAACGAAAAACUUCCGAUUCUGAUACAGAUCGUUCGUAUAGCGGUAGAAGGCGCAAACCAAACAAGAAAUACCUGGAAUCCGAUAUAUACGUUCAAGAUCCUGAUUAUAAAGCGUUCAGGACUGACGAGAGUCAAUCUGAAAGUGAGUCUAAGACUUCUGAAAGAGUCACAAGCAAAUCUAGAAGAGGCAGACGUUCUAAAGGAAGUGACAAGAGGAGCAACGAACUCGUCACUCAAAUGGACAAGCAAGAAAUAGAAGUAUCUGACCAAACGUCAACUGUUGCCGAGAAUAAUGUCAGCAUCUUAUCGAUCGAUAUAAAAAACAAAGUACCCGAGAAUAAAAAGGAGGCCUUUUCCGAAAAAGAAGAAAGAGAAGAAGAAAAAGACGAAAGAAAAUCUGUAAAAAUAAAAUGUGAUGUACUUGGGGAACAAGUAAAAUUUUUAGACAAAGUAGCUGUUGAGAAAGUUGACAUAGAUGAUGUAUAUUCGGAAAAUGUAGAAACGACAUCGUCAUUCCAGAAAUUAGAGACAAUAAAUGAAACGGAAAAAGGACUCGAUGUAGGCAAAGCUGUGAAGGAAUCAUAUGAAAUGGAGACAAAAGAUGGUUCAUCGAAACAAACUAAAGAUAACGAAGACUUUAAAGAUCACGAAAAGUCAUCGAUCGUAGAGCAAACUGACAAUAAUGUCGAUAAGAUUGAAAUACAGCAAGAUGCUCUGAAAACGAACGUGGAUAUGCUACCACCGAAGAAAUCGCAAAUAAAAAAAUUUGAAUUGUCACAAAUAGACUUUUUUGAUUCAGAUAUUCAAUCUAAUAAAAAAGCGGAGCCUGAGCCCAACUCUGAACUUGAGUCUGAAUGUAGAAUCGAAUCUGAACCAAAAAUUGAACUUGGGCCUCAAUCUGAAUCUCAAAGUAACAUUAAUGAAAAAGUAAAUGAAGAUGAAAUAAAAGCGACGUCGAGCAAAGCGGCAGACGAAGUUGGCAAAUUUUUGAAUAUUGAAAAUGAACAGCAAAGAGAUCUGAAAAGUUCCGAACUGCAGAAAAAUACAGUUAAAUCUGUUGUAAAGGAAGAAGAGACGCAAUUGAUGGAGGAAGUAUCGCAAAAGACACAGGAUGUUAAUCAGCUCAAAUUGAAAUCACCGAGAAAGUCACCUAAAGCAGACGAUGCGAGAAAUACACCAAAGAGUCCAACGAAAACGUUAAUCGAGCAACAAUUGACACCCAAAAAAUCUUCAAUGCAAACGAGAUACAAAGGUAAAUUUACUCCAGAAACAGGUAAAGGAAGGAAAGACAAAGACUUAUUCUUGGAAGAAAAAUCGACUAAUAUAUUCCAGGAAGCUUUCCUGAAGACUUUACAAAUGGACAAGAAGAAGACAGUUGACAACGCUGACGUAUCAUCAAAGGAGAAAAAAGAGAGCAAAACCGCUAAAAGAAAAGGUGAAGAAAUUGAUGUCAAUGUCGCUGCUAUAUCUGCGCAAAGUAAAAAAAUUGACAAUUUGAACAAAGAUUCCAAAAUCCUUGCAGAUAUUCAAGCUAGAGAAAACGUACCUAUUGCGAGUGAUCUUGAAAAUAUCGAAGUGAUUAUCGAAGAAAAGAUUGAGAUCGAUAAAAUUGGAGAUGCUAUCCUCGAAACUAACGUUCAACUUGAAACGACAUCCAGCGAACCUGCUAUCACAUCCAAAUCAUUACUUCAGUCGAAGGUAUUUCCCGUUUCUGAAAAUAACGAUACGAGUACCAAUGUGAAAAAACUGGGUGAAAUCCCAAAGAUGCCCGUAGCCACGUUAUCUUCAUCUACAUCUGAUAUCAGUGUACCAGUAAAAAAACGUGAGAUGCCACGAAUAAUAGAGAGUGUAACGUUGACUGAACCAGUGCAAAUUUUAAAGUCAAAGUUACUCGAUAAAGUACCGCCGCAAAAAGGUGUGAAGCACAGGUUGCUGGAAGUAGAUGCUACGAAGAAGAACGAUCAGAAAAGUGGCGGCGGCCCCAAAGCAAAGAUAAUUAAAAUAGAAACACUGCCAUCGAACAGCAAGGUAAAAACUGCUAUAAAGUCCAGUCCGCACAUGUGUCUGACUAAAAAGCUUCAAGUAUUAAAGACAGAGGAAACAGACGCGCUUCUGGAGGCACAGAGUAAAGAACAAGGCGAGGCUACAUUGCAGACUAUUGUGACUGCGCCGGUAACGGAGAAAUACGUACAACAGAGUACUCAAAGUCUCGCGGACAUAGAACUGGACAUCAACUCAAUGCCAUUUGUUCUAAGCGAAGACGUGUUAACGCCAGAGAGUAUAGAACAAAUGCCCGUUGUUAUAUCUUCCAUUAUACCACCUUCCAGCUCGAUCCCGACCACGCUCUCCUUUACUCCGACCACGCAGAUAGUAUCGCCUACUCGACAAACUCAAUUCAAGAUCGCGAACGAGAGUAUUACAACGGAAACAUCGCCGACAAAGAAAAAGAGCGGUGUACCAGCGAUAUUGAAGACCAAGAGCAAAACGAAACCAACCGUCACGAGCGUUAAAUCAUUAAUACCGCCGCUCACCGGUGGGAUAAAAGGUUUGAAAUUUCAAAGCGCUCAACCACCGGCUGGUAAAACGCCAACCCUCUUGACGCAGAAAGGUACUACUCCAGGAAAAUAUGUCGUCGUGCAAACCGCAGGUGGCCAACAACUGCGUUACAGUGUUCAAAGUAAGUCCGGCGCUCAACAGAAAGUUACUAUUUCAACUGCAAGUGGCAAAGCGGCAGGUAACGCGCAAGUGAUUCAACAAGGUGGAAAAGUUGUUAUAUUGACGUCGGGACAGUCUUGUCAGACUAAGAUGGUGCCGUUGAACAUUUCCAAGACUCUGAGUGCCAAAGUACAAAAGAUUAUGACGAGCAAGGGUCAUCUGCUGUGUCCGAUUAAUCCACAAGGUAGUAUAAUCGCUACUAAAACUGUCAUCGCGCCAAAAGCUGAUACUGUCGCUGCUGCUGCUGUUUCGCCUACCACAUCCAAAUUGGCCACCAGUGGUCACAAGAUCAUCAAUACGCAGGGCAUAAUUACGUCUAAAGGCGUGCUUACUCCGAUUUCAGGUACUAUCGGUAAAACAGCUUUAUUGGGUACGUUGUCCCAGGGAAUUCUCACCAAGGACGGCAUCUAUACACCGAUCAGCGCUUCGUCUUUGAGCGGGAAAACCAUUAUCGGUUCGAAGACUCUAGUUACGAAAGGUGGCACGACUCUUUUGAGUCCUCAAGCUCAAGGUCUAAGUGGCACGAAAGCGAUUUUGACACCAGUGUCUCAAACCAUCACCGGUAAAACUAUAUUAGGCACGCAGGCUGUCCUCAGUAACAAAGGCACUAUUCUAACGCCGAUAACCGGACAGCAGGUUAAAGCCAUCGCUGCUAAGAGUCCAGUUAAAAGCGGCAAGGUGCAAUAUCAGUUACAGCAAAAAGUACAGCUACCGAUAUUGCAAAAGUCUUCAAAAGCGCCGACAUCGGCUGCAGGUUCACAAGCAAAGGCGUCGCCAUCUGCGAAAUCAUCAUCGGGGGGCAGUACGUUGAUUCUCCAAAGCACCGCUAGCACCGGUGCAAUACCUCAAAAAAGUAUAUCGCAUAGCAAGAAGAUCAUUAAGCAAAUAAUAACGCAACCAGGUGCCUCCAUUCAAGGCGUCGUUUCGCCGAGUGAUACGCAACAAACGGUAACAAUGGUGCCACAGCAAGUACCGCAGUCGAAGGGCAAAGCUGCCGUGUCGUCAACUGUACAAAAAGUCAUUAUUCCUCGAGCUGGUAGCCGCCAGUUGAAAACUCAAAAGAUCGUUGUCCAGAAAAUGCAAGAAUCGACAACGGUGCGAAGCGCUCAAACGAAGCAAACGGUUAUCGCGACUACCGCGACGAUUGUCGCCACCACCACCACCACCACCACCACCGUGGUAAACUCGCCGAUCGCUAAGACGGUUGCUCAAUCGAAACAGACAACUCCCACAAUGUCCAAAGCCUCCUCCGUCAAAGGAUCCCAGGCCUCGAGUAAAACGCAAAAAAAACUGUUGACCACCGCCACCACGUCCAACGUAAGUGUCACCGCGAGUAAUACCACUACAUUAUCCUCACUAGAAUCGGAGAAGAAGACAAAAACGGAUUUUCAGCUUGCCUUAGAUGCCCCCCGGAAAGAGCAAGGUAAAGUCGAGAAACUCCUAACUGAAAGUGCAGAAAAAGCGGGUGAAACAAAAACGGUCACGCAGCCUCAGAUCAUGGCUCUACCGACAGAAAGCAGCGAUGGCACGCAAACUUACGUAUUGGUGACGAUAGAUGAACAAGGACAGAUACAACCACUCGAUAACAAUGCUCUUAUGUCAUUGGAAGGAACUACGCAGAAUCCAGACGGCACGAGAACCUUGUACAUAGAUCCCAGUUCUCUGGGAGAGGUGGGCGCUCUAGACAACAUUGUCCUUCAAUUUGACAACAGUGUCUUGCCAAACAUUCAAACCGGCAGCAGCGUGACAGAGACUAGUCAAACGGCGAUCGUGAGCGAGAGUUUCCCCUCGUCAGAGGUGAUACAAACGUCCAAUCAAGACAUCCUGGCGGCUGCUCUCGCUAACACUGACUUUCAGCAGGGGAUCAGUUUGCCAGAAAACCAAGCAGGUAGCGUCAUGACCCAGACUGGUCUGACUCAGACCAGUCUUAUCAAUCAGACGAUAUUGCAGUCAACUAUUAUACCACCGACAGAACCGAUAUCUUCGCCCUCGGUGCUGGAGACUUCGCUGACUCUGAAUCAACCUAUUAUGACGCCGCUCGAAGUACCGAGCAAUCUGCCGAUUCAGUCAACGGAUCCGGCUCCCACCACAUCGGUGGUUUCCACUAUUCCAUCUUCCCUCGAGUUACCGAUUACCAUUACGAAUCCCAGCAUCUCCUACAUAUCUGCCACAGGAGAGACACAGAUUCACAUCCCUGGUAAUUCGAUGCCAGACAUCGGUGAAAUUAUGGAGUGCCCGGCGACGAUAGCGAGCGAAGAGAUAGCUCACACUGAGAUUCCCACGAAUACUCAAUACUUAGUGAUUUCAAAUCUGGAGGACAGUAUCGCGACCACCGCAGAUACGCCGAAUGUGCCGAACGCUCAGAUCGCGAUUGCACCGUCCAGCUCGUAUACGGUCACAAUGCCGAACAGAGUGCUGGAGAACGUGCAAGUUCAAACUACUCCAUCGAUGCCGAUCAUCGACGAUACGUACGCGGACAAUUCGCAAUUAACUACAACGAUCGUCGCAACCGAGCAAACAUUUGUUCAAGUGCCAGUAUCGGAGAUGUUGGUCUCCAAGGCGUCGGAGAAUCAAGUUUCAGUCUCUUCUCAAAAACCGAUUAUCUCGACCGACAAGAAUUUUGACGAGAGACCAUCUUCGAUGUUGCAGGGUGGUUAUUCGUCUCAGGAAGUUUCUGACACAUCUGGAGACUUUAUUCUGCAACGAUCGGCUAACGAAGAUACGGCUUCGAGCACAAUGGAAGUUGAGCGAGAAAUGGAAAACAAAGGAAGCGAUACGUCAAUGACCGAUUUAUCGACAAUAGACAAAACCACCUUGAUUGCGUCCGAAUCUAAUUCGCAGGUGGAAUCUAUGGAACAGUUGACUUAUGAGGUGACGGACUCGAGCGAACGUAAAACCGCAAGCGAAUCGCAUGAAGCGAUGGAUAAGUUGAAACAGUUGGCGAUUUCAGAAGAAUCUAGCAACAAAGUCAAGUCGGGCGUAGACCAACAAGUAGCUGGCACGUCGAAUCGAAUGGAAGCCCACAAAACAGAUUCGCGAGUUUUAUCAGCCGAAUCAUUAAAUCCUACGAAUGACGCAACUAUGGAACUGGAUGUAGCAGUCGAAGAACCGGAUCCGUUCGCCGGAAGCACGAUUGGUAAGAAAAGUACGAAAGAUUGUCAAAGGGACGAGCCAUCGUCGCAGGAAGAAUCGGAUAGACGUCGUUUGCGCCAGAGCAUGGAACUGCGUUUCGAGGAAGAAGAGGAGGCAAUCGCGGAAGCUAGUCAAGAAACGCCUUCGCAGUCUCAGUACGAACAGUUCAACGUGUCUAUUAGCAGCGACUCCACGGAUCUACCUAGUCAAUCUGCCUCCAAGUUGGAGAGCUCUUCAGGCGAAGCCACACAGUCGAUCGCGUACGAGUCGAUGGAGAUGGACGAGGAGACUGUCGUGGUGGAACCACCGUCACAGUCAUUCGAACAUACAAAGAUCAACGAGGCAUCCCAGUCCUACGAAGCUUUAGCGGAAUCCAACGUAAACGCGCCAACGCAAUCUUUCAACGAGAUCGUGCAAAGUCAAUUAGAGCGACCGAAUAUCGACGAGGUGAUCGAUGAUCAGAGCUUCCCUACGCAGAGUUACGAAGUCGACAAGGGUGAGAGUGUGACGGAGAAUCUGGAAACUGACGCGGAGAUCAGUCAGGAGGGUAAUAUACCGUCACAAUCCAAUGACGUUGGUGUCGAUGGUAUAGGCACAUCAUCCGUGUCGACAAAUAAUUCCGGAUUGAACGAGGAUGAAACAGCGAGCUCCUCUUACGUACCGGAGACACCCGAGAACCAAGAGCGCGAUCAGGAUCAGGAGAGUGCGAUAAGCACGUCAUCGUACGAAAUACCGCCAUGCGAAGAGCUCAACAUUGCCUCGUCCAGCGUGAUACCGGACACGUCGGUGAACGCGGAGCAUCCUAACAUCCACGAUAACGGUGUACCGGAGAUCCCGACCUCUUCAUCGUAUAACCUGAAUCCCGAUAUCACGUCGACCCACCACGUGGAUUCUGUGCCUACUUCCAGCUUUGAGGACCAAGUGAUUGUCGAGCAAAAUGUCUCGACGUCGUACGAAGUACCGAUUCCAAUGCCCGACCUGGAGGAGACGUGUUCGCAAAACUUUGUCACGGAGAGUAGCGAUCAUCAUCGGAACGAACCAUCGAGUUAUUACGCUCAUCAUCAGGAAGUGACGGCGAGUUACUACGAGUCUGUAGAUCAGGAUGCAAAUUCUCGAUUGGAAGAGGAUCCACACGAGGAGCAGCACGUCACACCCGGUGGCUACUACGAGGGCAAUCCUCAGGAGGUGAGUCAAAGCUAUUUCGCUCCGACCGAGGAGACGCCCAGUUACACCAGUCACGGUAUCUCGCCCGGCUAUUACGAUCCCAGUAGACCCGAAAGCGAGGCGAGCCAAAGUUACUAUUCAACGGACGAUCUGGACGGGAAGACGGAACAGACAUCUUCAUCGCCGAACAUCGAGGCAUCGCAAAGCUUCUAUCAGGAGAGAUCGAGCGAAUUGAAACUGAGGCAACAACAGGGUGAGGCCACCCCAACCUAUCCCGAAAGAUAUCCGGUGGAUUACAGUUUAGAGAACUCGCCGAUCGAAAAGCAUGAUCUUGUGGAAAGCUCGGUGCCAGCCACUAGGCCUAUGGACAGGUAAUAUACUACCGUGGGGGACAGUGGUAACAAUACAAAUUUUCACUUGAAAUAGACUAUCGAUGGACUGUCGCGUACACAGAAGCGCACUACGCCCUAAACAUAUAAACUCUUGAAUCUAUUUUUAAAUGUAAAUAUAACGCGUUAAUUAUAAUAUUAGUAAAGUAACCGUUUAGACUUAGACUAAGUUAAACUUUGGCGUUAGAUUUUAUUGCGCUAGGCUUCUAGACGUACAACAAGCGAAUGCACUUACAUACAAACGCAUGUGCAUUCAUGUACGUUGAAACAAAAAGGAAACAGAAGAUAAAAGAACUACGAAUGUGGUAUAAUCCGUGGAUCUUAGGAUUCGAAGAAACUUACACAGUUUCAUCAUUGCAUUAAAAUAUUGCUGUGGUCUUGAUUUUAUCGUCAUCGACGUUUUGAUAUGAAGAGAAGGCAUGUCCGUACAAUCGCUAGAGUAUAAACGAAGGAAAGCAAGCUAUUUAGAUGUAAAGAUGCAUUAUUAUUCCUUCUUUCUUUUUUUUUUUUUUUUUUUUUUUUUUUUGAUCUUUUUUAUCACAAAGAUUUAUGUUGGCUGAACGUCGGUUCCUGAUUUCCAUCAUAUUAUUUCUCUCCAUGUCUACAAUGGAGCAAUGGAGAGAAUUGCAGUGAUAAUCGCACGAUACAAAUUUAUUUUAUCAUGUCAAGAUAAAAAGCGUGACGAUCGAUAGUCAAACCAAUGUAAUCGCAAUAAAAGAAAAAUCAUAAUCAACAUCCUAGGAUUUCACUGUUACUCCAUAAUUUCAAGUCUUAAUGUAAGCAAUUAUUCAUUUGUAGCAGUUCGAAGAGCUCGUGUGUGAUUGUCAAACAAACAAAACGAAGACUUAAUGCAAGUCUCGAAGAGUCCUUUUUAUAGUCUUUACUCUUUAAUAUUAACCGAGACUACUAAUGUUCUCGCUUGUUUCAUUUAUUCACUCUUUUACAUCUGUGACAACUGUUUGGUUUUUUACGAUCUUGAGAAGCAAAGAGCACAACAUUUCUGAUUGUAUAUCCAUAAUGAUACAUGCUCUAUAAUAUGAUGAAAAUGCGAGAAACGGAAAGACUCUCGGUCUAUCUUAAAGACUUUUAAGUUGAUUCUACAAUGAGUCGGUAGUCGGAAAUCUUCAGUUUUAAUCAGUCUUAAUCUAAAUAGGUGACUAUAAUUUUUCGCAUCUACAAGUUAUUAAUUAUACAGUGAGUCGUUUAGUUCGACUAAUAGGAAAAUCGAAUUUGGUCAGUCUUAAGAAAAUCGGUAGUCUUAGUCUUGGCUGUUGGCCAACUUCACUGAUUCAUCAAUAAGACUAUUUAGGAUUAUCUCUCCCCCCCCCCCUCUCUCUCUCUCUCGACUCCUUGUAGAAUCAGCAUUAAUUUUUGCGAAUAAAAAUUGCGCCCUACCUCGCUUUGCUCAAUGUGUGAACAAUGUAAUUUUUUUAAAAUAGCGACUAUAGAUCGCGAUAAAGAAUGUGUAAAGCUCUGAGCGAAACGAGGGUCAUAUUCUCUAGCUUAUGUUUAGUUUGUAUAGAGUCAAUACAAACUAUAUAUAUGUAUAAAUACGUACACAC
Messenger RNA from Cyphomyrmex costatus, 11248 nucleotides. Its product is annotated as mucin-17. The transcript is spliced from 3 exons. Bases 28 to 9672 code for a protein of 3214 amino acids. Lineage: Eukaryota; Metazoa; Arthropoda; Insecta; Hymenoptera; Formicidae. The record is from RefSeq and is a predicted model, not a curated record.